AAAAUGGCGACCGAAAUUGGCAGCAUUCCUUUUACCGAAAAUGGUUUUACGUUAGACGAAGAGAUGGCGAUGGCUAUGGCUGAGCCAGAAUUAAAGAUGAUGAAGCUGUCAGCUCUAGUAGCGAGUGAAAAAACAUGCACCACCGACCAAAAAUCAUUGAAGGCUUGUUUGCCAUAACAUCAGUGGAGAACUAUCGAUUUUAAUGGCACUAUUGGAGGUCCACAAGCUGAUCAACUAGGGACUCUGUUGGAAGGUCCAGGGGCCAAGAGAGAUGUUAAACCUUUUGUUUUACCUAAGCUUUCUUCGUCUCACCAAGAGUCUAUACAAAGGGCCAAAAAGUAUGCCAUGGAACAAAGUAUUAAAAGUGUACUAGUGAAACAAACUAUAGCUCAUCAACAUCAGCAAAUGCAGAAUUUUCAGAACACUGUACAGAGACAACAAGCACUGGCGUUAAUGUGCAGAAUUUAUGUAGGAAGUAUUAACUUUGAAAUUAAAGAAGACACCAUAAAGCAGGCAUUCUUACCAUUUGGUCCCAUCAAGUCUGUUAAUUUGUCAUGGGAUCCGUUAACAAACAAACACAAAGGUUUUGCCUUUAUAGAAUACGACAUACCAGAAGCAGCACAGUUAUCUCUAGAACAGAUGAACGGUGUGAUGAUAGGAGGAAGAAAUAUUAAGGUUGGUAGACCAAGUAAUAUGCCUCAAGCACAACCCAUUAUUGAACAGCUAGCAGAAGAAGCCAAAAAUUAUAACAGAAUUUACAUAGCUUCAAUACAUCAAGACUUAACGGAAGAUGAUAUCAAAAGUGUGUUUGAAGCAUUCGGAAACAUUUUAACUUGUGAAAUAUGUAAAGAGCCAACCAAGCCAGGAAAACACAAAGAAUAUGGUUUUAUUGAAUAUGAUUCCUCCCAGGCAGCACAAGAUGCAGUAGCUUCAAUGAAUUUGUUUGAUCUUGGUGGACAGUACUUAAGAGUUGGCAAGGCCAUAACACCACCUGAUGCCUUACAACCUACAGCAGGACCCAGCACAUUACCAACGGCGGCGGCAGUGGCUGCUGCUGCUGUUACAGCUAAAAUCACUGCUAUGGAUGUCCAACAACAGAUAUCAGGAUUUGCACCACCAGGAAUAGCUGAACCAUCAGGACUUGGUUUGAGUGAUUCUCCAACACAUGUACCACCAGUGGGAGUUGUUACUCCUGCCUUGGGAGCAAUGGUACCACCACCAAUAGUAUCACAAGGAAUGUCAUUAGGUGGACCUGUAGUAUCAGUAGCAGCACUCUCUACAAUGCCAUCACACAUACCACUCCCACCAAUGGUCACACAAGAUAAUAAAAAGAAAGCAGAAGAAAAAGAGAAAGAGGAUAAAAAGAAAGCAGCUGAUGAUGACCAGUCACAAACAUUAGAACAACAAGAAAGCAUGAAAAUUAGUGGAACAAAUGCCAGACAUAUGGUCAUGCAGAAACUAAUGAGAAAAUCUGAUUAUCACGUGAUGGUAUUAAGGAAUAUGGUUGGUCCAGAAGAUUUGGAUGAUGAACUUGAGAGUGAGGUUACGGAAGAAUGUGGGAAGUUUGGUAACGUCAAUCGUGUUAUAAUUUACCAGGAAAAGCAAGGAGAGGAAGAAGAUGCUGAAGUUAUUGUUAAAAUAUUUGUGGAGUUUACAAAACAAAUUGAAGUAGAAAGAGGAUGUUCAUCUUUAAAUGGUCGAUAUUUUGGCGGAAGAAUAGUUACAGCUGAGAAAUAUGAUCAGGAUUUAUUUGAAGCCAAAGAUUUAUCAGGCUGAUCAUGAACAGACAGUUUUAAACUACUUUGCAAUAAUAGUUACAAUAUGUUAUAUGUGAUGAAUGGUGAAAUUUAUACAACUGUAAUUCACUUGAGUGAAUGUUUAAGGUUAUGAAGAGUUGGUAUUAUCGAAGGGAACUAUGAUAUGGAAUCAGCUGUAUCACUACAAGGCCACCACACUAUAAGUAGUGAAAUAGACAUUGCCAACAAAACAAGGAUAAAGUAUUCAUAUUGGAUAUAACACAGGUGUCAACAUUCUAAAUAUCCAAGGAAGACUCAAACAGAGAAGUCAGAUCUCCUAUUUUCGGAGCCAAAUUGCCAUUUCUUCACCAUAAUUUCAUGUUUGCCUUUUAAAGAUUGACAGUUAAAAUCAAAGCAGUAUUUGUUAAUACAAUACACAGUAUUCAACUUUAUAAGUCAUAUUUUUUUAGCUCAUUCAUUCAUUCAUUCAUUAAACAAAUAAGGGAAAAUUAUAUUAAAAAAACAGAUUGAAAUAGGUUGGAUGAAAAAUACCAUAAGAGGAAGAUCUCUAUCUUGAAGGUUUGAAAUGUUGACACCUUUGAUAUUUUAACAAAUUAAAUAAGAUUGAUUUUUCAGCUUAAUUUAUUUACAUUUUAAUUAUCACAUGUAUAUAUUUCCAUCCCAAAGCAUUUUUGAUGACUUUAUGAUAAUUUUAGUUUGUCAAGACCGUUUUUUUUUCAAAAAUAGCAAAAAUGUUUCUUAUUUCUUCUUUGUUUACAUCUACUGUUAUAUAUGUGAAUGUGACUUAUUCUCUGACAUCAUAAACAGAGCCGUUUCAUAAUUUAUGUAAAUGAUUUUGCAUUGUUUUCUAUAUUUCUUUUUUAAACAAGAAUACAACAGUCAUGCUUGGAUUUAACAACUUGGAGGACAUUCAUUAAGUUUCUUAAAGUUGUAUGUUCUACUUAAAUCAUGUAAAGAUAUGGUUCUUUAAAUUAAUAAUUUCACCUGUUUGAAUAGAAAAAAAAUCCUUUCUUUAUUCACCAAAAGUUGUAUUGAAAGUUUUCAACAUAUUAGUAUGAGAGUGCUUAUUUUAACCCUAGAAAUCCAAUUUAAUAGAAAUAAUUGCAAGAAUUACCAUUUAAAAAUAAAAAAAAAAAAAAUAUUUUAAUAAUAAUAAAUGUACAUUUUCUAAAUCAGCAUUGGACCAUUUUCAUUAUUCAGAUUUGCCAGAUUAAGGUAUUCUCCACAUCUGUCAAUUUUAUUUCACUUCAUUAGCAUAUAUAGAUUUUAUCAAUCAUAUAAGAGAAUCAAUAGGUUGCUUUGUCCAUGUCAGAUUGUGUUAUUUCUUUCUGUUCAUUGUUAUGAAAGAAAUUGUGAAAUAAACUUGAUGUAAUAAA
Messenger RNA from Mytilus trossulus (common blue mussel), 3133 nucleotides. RefSeq names its product poly(U)-binding-splicing factor PUF60-like. NCBI's taxonomy places the organism in Eukaryota, Metazoa, Mollusca, Bivalvia, Mytilida, Mytilidae. Gene Ontology annotation, biological process: regulation of alternative mRNA splicing, via spliceosome; alternative mRNA splicing, via spliceosome; mRNA splice site recognition. The record is from RefSeq and is a predicted model, not a curated record. The transcript has 14 exons. Gene Ontology annotation, molecular function: RNA binding. The coding region runs from base 346 to 1776 and encodes 476 amino acids. Gene Ontology annotation, cellular component: precatalytic spliceosome; catalytic step 2 spliceosome.